This is a messenger RNA of Alternaria arborescens, 1779 nucleotides long. RefSeq lists its product as hypothetical. Bases 1 to 1779 code for a protein of 592 amino acids. The transcript is spliced from 3 exons. The record is from RefSeq and is a predicted model, not a curated record. NCBI's taxonomy places the organism in Eukaryota, Fungi, Ascomycota, Dothideomycetes, Pleosporales, Pleosporaceae. Gene Ontology annotation, molecular function: hydrolase activity.
AUGCGUGUCAAAGGAGUCGGAUUGGUAAUUGCGCUUGUUUUGGGGUCUAGCGCCGAGCCGAUACAGCGGGCUGUGAAAGCCCCGAAGAUCGAUCUAGGCUACGCUGUCUACGAGGGGACUCAUGAUGCUAACACCAGCAUCAAUAUCUUUAAAGGGAUUCGGUAUGCCGCUCCUCCACUAGGCAAGCUCAGGUUUGCUGCUCCUCAGGCCCCAACGCCCAAUCGAACGACAACAUUAGCUCUCAGCGACCCCCCAUUUUGCCCACAGACCGGUGCCUCCUCAGAAACCCCAGCUGAAUAUGGCUUCACUUCUGCAAUUGGCGAUGAAGAUUGCCUAUUUCUGAACGUAUAUGCGCCAGCUAACGCAAAGAAACUGCCUGUGUUCCUUUGGAUUCAUGGUGGAGGCUACGGACUAUUUAGCGCCUCUGGAUUAGACCCGAGCGAUUUUAUGACCACGAACCAUAAUGGCUUCAUAAGCGUUAUAAUCCAAUACCGUCUAGGCGCUUUUGGCUUCCUUUCAAGCUCCGAGGUGAAGGCCCACGGUGCGCUCAACGCUGGACUCCUCGACAUGAAUUUCGCACUGGGUUGGGUACAAGCGAACAUACGAAAGUUUGGGGGCGAUCCUCGUAAGGUUACGAUGGCAGGUGAGAGCGCAGGAGCAGGCGCUGUUUUGUACCAAGCCCAAGCCUACGGUGGAAAGCAGAGGGAGAGCCUUUUCCGUAACGUCAUCACCGCGAGCCCAUGGGUACCGUAUCAGCACGAUUACAAUGACGAAGUACCGAGAACAGCAUAUACAAAGUUCGUCGAAGCUUCCGGGUGCUCGUUGGAAAAGAAUACCAUCGAGUGCCUUCGCACAGCCGAUACCAUCAUUCUUCAGAAUGCCAGCGCGAAGGUUUCCGAGGCUGGGGCUUUCGGUACAUUUGCCUUCCUGCCCGUAACGGAUGGCACGUUUGUUCAAGAUCGCCUUUCUAAAUCCCUGCUUUCCAAAUCGCUAAAGGGAAAACGUGUCUUAUCCGGUAACAUGGCGAACGAAGGCGUGCCACUCGCGCCACCAACGACACGUACACUACAAGAUUUUCGUGACUAUGUGGAUAAGACAUUUCCCGGGUUUUCUACUUCCGAAAAGCGUCGCUUGGAGGAAAUAUACUCGUUUCCUGGUGAUACUAGUGACGUGCAACCCAACACUACGCGCUUCGCUACUUCUGGUACGGGCGUGCCUACGGCACUCAACAUAAGUGAGUUUGGAACAGGAAACCAGCAACGCGUUUUCAACGUCUUCGCAGAGUAUGCUUUUGUCUGUCCUAGUUACUGGGCUGCUGCCGCCUUUCCGGAAGGUUGGAAGUAUCAGUUCAGCGCGCCCCCGAGUUACCAUGGGUAUGAUCUGCAAGCGCUAUGGAGUGGAAACCCGACGCCCGGCCAGAGUUUCAAGCACGCUUUCCGUAAGAUAUGGGGGAAUUUUAUCACUAAGAACUCGCCGAUCGUAAGUGUGGAAGAUGCGAAGGGUGGCGUCGCAAACUCCACAAUCACGCCUGCAGUUGGAUAUAGUGAGAAAAACGUCCCGUGGCCAAGGUGGAACGAGAAGGAGCCGAAAUUACUGAACCUGAAUGCUACAGGAGGUGUUCCGUCCUUUGUGCAAGCAACAGAAGAUUUGUACUAUUACACGUAUAGCGAUCCGGGUGUCAGCAACCAGAUCAGUCUGGCCGAUGCGACUGCUUGGGAGGGCGGGAGAGGUGAGCGAUGUGAAUACUGGAAAGUCAUGGCAGCCAAGGUGCCGUACUGA